Molecule: messenger RNA, 9029 nt
Organism: Cavia porcellus (domestic guinea pig)
Lineage: Eukaryota; Metazoa; Chordata; Mammalia; Rodentia; Caviidae
Gene: Ubr5
Product: ubiquitin protein ligase E3 component n-recognin 5
Exons: 60
Coding region: 151-8625 (2824 amino acids)
Biological process (GO): protein polyubiquitination; positive regulation of canonical Wnt signaling pathway
Cellular component (GO): cytoplasm; nucleus
Molecular function (GO): ubiquitin binding; ubiquitin-ubiquitin ligase activity; zinc ion binding
Source: RefSeq, a predicted model, not a curated record
CGCCCGCGAGGCGGAGAAACUGGGGCAGAAGUGAAGAUGGCGGCGGCGGUCUCUCGCCCGUGACGCGCGGCCCGCGCCCGCUCCGCCUGCCGCCCGCCGCCCUCCGUCUGGACCCGCGCCGGCGCCCGCUCGCCCCCGCGGCCCGGCGCCAUGACGUCCAUCCACUUCGUGGUGCACCCGCUGCCGGGCACCGAGGACCAGCUCAAUGACAGGUUACGAGAAGUUUCAGAGAAACUGAACAAAUAUAAUUUAAAUAGUCACCCCCCUUUGAAUGUACUGGAGCAGGCUACUAUUAAACAGUGUGUGGUGGGACCAAAUCACGCCGCCUUUCUUCUCGAGGACGGAAGAGUUUGCAGGAUUGGUUUUUCAGUACAGCCAGACAGAUUGGAAUUGGGUAAACCUGAUAAUAAUGAUGGAUCAAAGUUGAACAGCAACUCUGGAGCGGGGAGGACCUCGAGGCCAGGCAGGACGAGUGACUCCCCGUGGUUUCUCUCAGGCUCUGAGACUUUGGGCCGGCUGGCAGGCAACACCCUGGGAAGCCGAUGGAGCUCCGGAGUGGGUGGAAGUGGAGGAGGGUCCUCUGGCCGGUCAUCAGCAGGCACCCGGGACUCCAGGAGACAGACCCGCGUCAUCCGGACAGGCCGUGACCGAGGCUCAGGACUCCUGGGCAGCCAGCCGCAGCCGGUCAUCCCAGCGUCUGUCAUUCCGGAGGAGCUCAUAUCUCAGGCCCAGGUUGUUUUACAAGGCAAAUCUAGAAGUGUCAUUAUUCGAGAGCUUCAGCGAACAAAUCUUGAUGUAAACCUUGCUGUAAAUAACUUACUUAGCCGGGAUGAUGAAGAUGGAGACGACGGAGAUGACACGGCCAGCGAGUCGUAUUUGCCUGGAGAGGAUCUCAUGUCCCUUCUUGAUGCCGACAUUCAUUCUGCCCACCCCAGUGUCAUUAUUGACGCGGACGCCAUGUUUUCAGAGGACAUUAGCUAUUUCGGUUAUCCUUCUUUUCGCCGCUCGUCACUUUCCAGGCUAGGCUCUUCUCGAGUUCUCCUUCUUCCCUUAGAGAGAGACUCUGAGCUGUUGCGUGAACGUGAAUCCGUUUUACGUUUACGUGAGAGAAGGUGGCUUGAUGGAGCCUCAUUUGAUAAUGAAAGGGGCUCUACCAGCAAAGAAGGAGAGCCCAGCUUGGACAAGAAGAACACCCCCGUGCAGAGCCCAGUGUCACUAGGUGAAGAUCUUCAGUGGUGGCCUGACAAGGACGGAACAAAAUUCGUUUGCAUUGGGGCCCUGUAUUCCGAGCUGCUGGCUGUGAGCAGCAAAGGGGAGCUUUACCAGUGGAAGUGGAGCGAGCUGGAGCCCUACAGGAAUGCCCAGAACCCUUCAUUACAUCAUCCAAGAGCAACAUUUUUGGGGUUAACCAAUGAAAAGAUAGUCCUCCUGUCUGCAAAUAGCAUAAGAGCAACUGUAGCUACAGAAAAUAACAAGGUUGCUACAUGGGUGGAUGAAACUUUAAGUUCUGUGGCUUCUAAACUAGAGCAUACUGCACAGACUUACUCUGAACUCCAAGGAGAGCGGAUAGUUUCUUUGCAUUGCUGUGCCCUUUACACUUGCGCCCAGCUGGAGAACAGUUUAUACUGGUGGGGUGUAGUCCCUUUUAGUCAAAGGAAAAAAAUGUUAGAGAAAGCGAGAGCUAAAAAUAAAAAGCCCAAGUCCAGUGCUGGUAUUUCCUCCAUGCCAAACAUCACGGUUGGUACCCAGGUGUGCUUAAGAAAUAACCCGCUUUACCAUGCGGGCGCAGUGGCGUUUUCGGUCAAUGCUGGCAUCCCAAAAGUGGGCGUCCUGAUGGAGUCCGUGUGGAAUAUGAAUGACAGCUGCAGGUUCCAGCUCAGAUCUCCUGAGAGCCUGAAGAGCAUGGAGAAAGCUGGCAAGACGGCCGAAGCCAAGCCUGAGAGCAAGCAGGAGCCUGUGAAGACGGAGAUGGGCCCCCCUCCGUCCCCGGCAUCUACCUGCAGCGACGCGUCGUCGAUUGCCAGCAGCGCAUCCGUGCCCUACAAACGCCGUCGGUCCACCCCUGCCCCCAAGGAAGAGGAGAAGGUGAAUGAGGAGCAGUGGUCCCUCCGCGAAGUGGUGUUCGUGGAAGAUGUUAAGAACGUGCCUGUGGGCAAGGUGCUCAAAGUGGACGGGGCCUAUGUCGCGGUCAAGUUCCCAGGGACAUCCAGCAACAGCAGCUGUCAGAGCAGCUCCGGCCCUGACGCAGACCCGUCCUCCCUGCUGCAGGACUGCAGGCUGCUGAGGAUCGAUGAGCUACAGGUUGUCAAAACUGGUGGAACUCCGAAAGUUCCAGACUGUUUUCAGAGGACACCUAAAAAGCUUUGUAUCCCUGAGAAAACAGAAAUAUUAGCAGUGAACGUAGAUUCUAAAGGUGUGCACGCUGUCUUGAAGACCGGAAAUUGGGUGCGCUACUGUAUUUUUGAUCUUGCGACAGGGAAAGCUGAACAGGAAAACAAUUUUCCCACCAGCAGCAUUGCUUUCCUUGGUCAGGAUGAAAGGAACGUGGCCAUUUUCACUGCUGGGCAGGAAUCUCCCAUCAUUCUCCGAGAUGGAAAUGGUACCAUCUAUCCCAUGGCCAAGGACUGCAUGGGAGGAAUAAGGGAUCCUGACUGGCUGGAUCUCCCACCGAUCAGUAGUCUUGGGAUGGGUGUGCAUUCUUUAGUGAAUCUUCCUGCUAACUCAACAAUCAAAAAGAAAGCUGCUAUUAUCAUCAUGGCGGUGGAGAAGCAGACGCUGAUGCAGCACAUCCUGCGCUGCGACUACGAGGCCUGCCGCCAGUACCUCGUGAACCUCGAGCAGGCGGUGGUGCUGGAGCAGAACCUGCAGGUGCUGCAGACGUUCCUCAGCCACCGCUGCGACGGGAACCGGAACAUCCUGCACGCCUGCGUGUCUGUCUGCUUCCCCACCAGCAACAAGGAGACCAAAGAGGAGGAGGAAGCAGAGCGCUCUGAAAGAAAUACAUUUGCAGAAAGGCUUUCUGCUGUUGAGGCCAUUGCAAAUGCAAUAUCAGUUGUCUCAAGCAACGGCCCGGGUAAUCGGGCUGGAUCGUCAAGUAGUCGAAGCUUGCGGUUGCGGGAGAUGAUGAGGCGUUCGUUGAGAGCGGCUGGCUUGGGAAGACACGAGGCUGGUGCUUCAUCCAGUGACCACCAGGACCCGGUCUCACCCCCCAUCGCGCCCCCUAGCUGGGUUCCCGACCCUCCUGCAAUGGACCCUGAUGGUGACAUUGAUUUUAUCCUGGCCCCUGCUGUGGGAUCUCUCACCACAGCAGCAACUGGCAGCGGCCAAGGCCCGAGCACCUCCACGGUUCCAGGUCCUUCCACAGAGCCUUCGGUAGUAGAGUCCAAGGAUCGGAAGGCGAAUGCCCAUUUUAUAUUAAAAUUGCUAUGCGAUAGUGUGGUUCUGCAGCCCUAUCUACGAGAACUGCUGUCCGCAAAGGAUGCUAGAGGGAUGACCCCAUUCAUGUCAGCUGUGAGUGGCCGAGCUUAUCCUGCUGCAAUCACCAUCUUAGAAACAGCCCAGAAAAUUGCAAAAGUUGUUGCCUAUACUUUCGAACGUGGUACUAUCAAGCAAAACAGAAUAGAGGAAAAUCAGUCAAAACAAGACGCUGAAGUGUCUUCGAGUGAAAAAGAGGAGGAUGUGUUCAUGGGAAUGGUUUGCCCAUCGGGUACCAACCCCGAUGACUCGCCUUUGUACGUCUUGUGCUGUAAUGACACCUGCAGCUUUACCUGGACUGGGGCAGAGCACAUUAACCAGGACAUUUUUGAGUGUCGGACUUGUGGUUUGCUGGAGUCACUGUGUUGCUGUACAGAAUGUGCAAGGGUUUGCCAUAAAGGUCAUGACUGCAAACUCAAACGGACAUCACCAACAGCUUAUUGUGAUUGUUGGGAGAAAUGCAAAUGUAAAACUCUGAUUGCGGGACAGAAGUCUGCUCGUCUUGACUUACUUUAUCGCCUGCUCACUGCUACAAAUCUGGUCACUCUGCCAAACAGCAGGGGCGAGCAUCUGCUGCUGUUCCUGGUGCAGACCGUGGCUCGGCAGACAGUGGAGCACUGCCAGUACCGCCCGCCGCGCAUCCGUGAGGACCGCAACCGAAAGACGGCUGGCCCUGAGGACUCGGACAUGCCUGACCAUGACUUAGAGCCUCCCAGGUUUGCCCAGCUUGCCCUGGAGCGUGUGCUGCAGGACUGGAACGCCCUGAAGUCCAUGAUCAUGUUCGGCUCCCAGGAGAACAAGGAUCCGCUGAGCGCCAGCAGCAGGAUAGGCCAUCUCUUGCCGGAAGAGCAAGUGUACCUCAACCAGCAGAGUGGCACCAUCCGGCUGGACUGCUUCACCCACUGCCUUAUCGUCAAGUGCACGGCGGAUAUUUUGCUUUUAGAUACUCUGCUGGGUACCUUAGUGAAAGAACUCCAAAACAAGUACACACCUGGACGUCGAGAGGAAGCUAUCGCUGUGACCAUGAGGUUUCUACGCUCAGUGGCAAGAGUCUUUGUCAUUCUUAGUGUGGAAAUGGCCUCAUCCAAAAAGAAGAACAACUUCAUCCCACAGCCCAUCGGCAAGUGUAAGCGUGUGUUCCAGGCGCUGCUGCCCUAUGCCGUGGAAGAGCUGUGCAACGUAGCCGAGUCGCUCAUUGUCCCUGUCAGGAUGGGAAUUGCGCGGCCCACGGCGCCCUUCACCCUGGCCAGCACUAGCAUCGACGCCAUGCAGGGCAGCGAGGAGCUGUUCUCGGUGGAGCCGCUGCCACCACGCCCAUCCCCUGACCAGUCCAGCAGCUCCAGCCAGUCCCAGUCAUCCUACAUCAUCCGGAACCCACAGCAGCGGCGCAUCAGCCAGUCGCAGCCGGUCCGGGGCAGGGACGAGGAGCAGGAUGACAUUGUCUCAGCAGACGUGGAAGAGGUGGAGGUGGUGGAGGGCGUGGCCGGAGAGGAGGAUCACCACGAGGAGCAGGAGGAGCACGGGGAGGAGAACGCCGAGGCGGAGGGCCAGCACGACGAGCACGACGAGGACGGGAGUGACAUGGAGCUCGAUCUUCUAGCAGCUGCAGAAACGGAGAGCGACAGCGAGAGCAACCAUAGCAACCAGGACAACGCGAGUGGGCGCAGGAGUGUGGUCACAGCGGCCACCGCGGGCUCCGAGGCAGGAGCCAGCAGUGUUCCUGCGUUCUUUUCGGAAGAUGACUCACAGUCCAAUGAUUCAAGCGAUUCGGACAGCAGCAGCAGCCAGAGUGACGACAUGGAGCAGGAGACCUUCAUGCUGGACGAGCCACUGGAGCGCACCACCAGCAGCUCCCACGCCAGCGGGGCUGCGCAGGCACCGCGCUCCAUGCAGUGGGCUGUGCGCCACACACAGCACCAACGGGCAGCCAGCACGGCGCCAGCCAGCACCUCCACGCCCGCAGCGAGUUCAGCAGGGCUAAUCUAUAUUGACCCUUCCAACUUGCGCCGCAGUGGGACCAUCAGUACGAGUGCUGCCGCAGCGGCAGCUGCUUUGGAAGCCAGCAAUGCCAGCAGCUACCUGACAUCUGCGAGCAGCUUGGCCAGAGCCUACAGCAUUGUCAUCCGACAGAUCUCGGACCUCAUGGGCCUUAUCCCCAAGUACAAUCACCUUGUGUACUCCCAGAUUCCAGCCGCCGUAAAGCUGACCUACCAGGAUGCAGUCAACCUGCAGAACUAUGUAGAAGAAAAGCUUAUUCCCACUUGGAACUGGAUGGUCAGUAUUAUGGAUUCUACUGAAGCUCAAUUACGUUAUGGUUCUGCAUUAGCAUCUGCUGGUGAUCCGGGACACCCAAAUCACCCUCUUCACGCUUCUCAGAACUCAGCGCGAAGAGAGAGGAUGACCGCACGGGAGGAGGCUAGUUUGCGAACCCUUGAAGGCAGACGACGUGCCACAUUGCUAAGUGCCCGUCAGGGAAUGAUGUCUGCUCGGGGUGAUUUCCUAAAUUAUGCUCUUUCUUUAAUGCGGUCUCAUAAUGAUGAGCAUUCGGACGUCCUCCCGGUUCUGGAUGUCUGCUCACUGAAGCACGUAGCCUAUGUUUUCCAAGCCCUUAUAUACUGGAUUAAAGCAAUGAACCAGCAGACGACCCUGGACACUCCUCAGCUGGAGCGCAAGAGGACUCGAGAACUUUUGGAACUGGGUAUUGAUAAUGAAGAUUCAGAACACGAAAAUGAUGACGACACCAAUCAAAGUGCUGCUUUGAAUGAUAAGGAUGAUGACUCUCUUCCUGCAGAAACUGGACAAAACCACCCAUUUUUCCGGCGUUCAGACUCCAUGACAUUCCUGGGAUGCAUCCCCCCAAACCCCUUUGAAGUGCCUCUGGCUGAAGCCAUCCCCUUGGCCGAUCAGCCCCACCUCCUGCAGCCAAACGCCAGAAAGGAGGAUCUCUUCGGCCGCCCAAGUCAGGGUCUUUACUCUUCAUCCAGCAGUAGUGGGAAGUGCUUACUGGAUGUAACAAUGGACAGAAACUGCCUCGAGGUUCUUCCAACUAAAAUGUCGUAUGCUGCCAACCUGAAAAACGUGAUGAACAUGCAAAAUUGGCAGAAAAAAGAAGGGGAAGGAGAACACGUGCUGGCUGAGGAGGUCGAGAGCUCGAAACCUGGGCCAUCGGCCCAUGACCUGGCCGCGCAGCUGAAGAGCAGCCUCCUGGCGGAGAUUGGGCUCACAGAGAGUGAGGGGCCCCCGCUCACGGCCUUCAGGCCACAGUGCAGCUUCAUGGGCAUGGUGAUCUCCCAUGACAUGCUGCUGGGACGCUGGCGCCUCUCGCUGGAACUCUUUGGCAGAGUGUUCAUGGAAGACGUCGGGGCAGAGCCUGGAUCAAUCCUAACCGAAUUGGGUGGUUUUGAGGUAAAAGAAUCAAAAUUCCGUAGAGAAAUGGAAAAACUGAGAAACCAGCAGUCAAGAGAUUUAUCACUAGAGGUAAAGGUGGACCGGGACCGGGACCUACUCAUUCAGCAGACCAUGAGGCAGCUGAACAACCACUUUGGCCGGCGGUGUGCCACCACGCCAAUGGCUGUCCAUAGAGUGAAGGUCACGUUUAAGGAUGAGCCGGGCGAGGGCAGCGGCGUCGCACGCAGUUUCUAUACUGCCAUUGCGCAAGCAUUUCUGUCAAAUGAGAAAUUGCCAAAUCUGGAUUGUAUCCAGAACGCCAACAAAGGCACCCACACCAGUUUGAUGCAGAGAUUAAGGAACAGAGGAGAGAGAGAUCGGGAAAGGGAGAGAGAAAGGGAGAUGAGAAGGAGCAGUGGCUUGCGAGCAGGUUCUCGGAGAGACCGCGAUAGAGACUUCCGAAGACAACUUUCCAUUGACACUAGGCCCUUCAGACCCGCCUCCGAGGGGAACCCCAGCGACGACCCCGACCCGCUCCCGGCGCAUCGGCAGGCGCUUGGAGAGAGGCUGUACCCGCGCGUGCAAGCUAUGCAGCCCGCAUUUGCAAGUAAAAUCACGGGCAUGCUGUUGGAAUUGUCCCCUGCCCAGCUGCUGCUCCUGCUUGCCAGUGAAGAUUCUCUGAGAGCAAGAGUGGACGAGGCGAUGGAGCUCAUCAUUGCACAUGGACGGGAAAAUGGAGCAGAUAGUAUCCUGGAUCUUGGAUUAUUAGACUCUUCAGAAAAGGUGCAGGAGAACCGAAAGCGGCACGGCUCCAGUCGGAGUGUAGUGGAUAUGGACUUAGAUGACACAGAUGACGGUGAUGACAAUGCACCCUUGUUUUACCAACCUGGAAAAAGGGGAUUUUAUACUCCAAGGCCUGGCAAAAACACAGAAGCGAGGCUGAACUGUUUCAGGAAUAUCGGCAGGAUUCUGGGACUGUGUCUGUUGCAGAAUGAACUUUGUCCUAUCACACUGAAUAGACAUGUCAUUAAAGUGUUGCUUGGUAGAAAAGUCAACUGGCACGAUUUUGCUUUUUUCGACCCUGUAAUGUAUGAGAGCUUGAGACAGCUAAUCCUUGCUUCCCAGAGUUCAGAUGCAGAGGCUGUGUUUUCAGCGAUGGAUUUAGCGUUUGCAAUUGACCUGUGUAAAGAAGAAGGUGGAGGACAGGUGGAGCUCAUUCCUAAUGGCGUCAACAUCCCCGUCACACCCCAGAACGUGUAUGAGUACGUGCGAAAGUACGCGGAGCAUCGGAUGCUGGUGGUCGCAGAGCAACCGUUGCACGCAAUGAGGAAAGGUCUGCUAGAUGUGCUUCCAAAAAAUUCGUUGGAAGAUUUAACAGCGGAAGAUUUUAGGCUUUUGGUUAAUGGCUGUGGUGAGGUUAAUGUGCAAAUGCUGAUUAGCUUCACGUCCUUCAAUGAUGAGUCAGGAGAGAACGCGGAGAAGCUCUUGCAGUUCAAGCGCUGGUUCUGGUCCAUUGUAGAGAAGAUGAGCAUGACGGAGCGGCAGGACCUGGUUUACUUCUGGACCUCGAGCCCCUCGUUGCCGGCGAGUGAAGAAGGAUUCCAGCCCAUGCCCUCAAUCACCAUCAGGCCCCCGGACGACCAGCACCUGCCCACCGCCAACACCUGCAUCUCCAGGCUCUAUGUUCCACUCUAUUCCUCUAAACAGAUUCUCAAGCAGAAGUUGCUACUUGCCAUUAAGACCAAGAAUUUUGGUUUUGUGUAGAGUAUAAAGUGUGUAAUGCUGUGUAAUAUUACUAGCUAAUUUUGUAGAUUUUUUUCCAUUUGUCUAUAAAACUUUACAGAAGUUAAUGCUGUCACCCCGGUGAUACCUUACAGAGAUGAGAUGCGAACAUUCCUUGCCAAGUUUGUAGUGCACAGGCCUGAGGAGCACUGGCGACAUUUGUUACACAGUUUGCUAGCCACCAACUUCUGGGUCCAGCCCCAGCCAAAGAGGACAGCAGAGCGACAUGAUUUACACUGUGAUUUAUCUUUAUGCUGAGGGGAAAAUGUAAAGUGUUCUGAAAUUCACUGCUGCCUUUGCAGAAAGCGUUUCAGCAGAGGCUCUUGUAUAGAGGGUUAGGGGAUUUCCAAAUAAAAGAUGACGUAUGUUCUGUGUUUUCAUUUUAA